Molecule: messenger RNA, 738 nt
Organism: Darwinula stevensoni
Lineage: Eukaryota; Metazoa; Arthropoda; Ostracoda; Podocopida; Darwinulidae
Source: the annotation of a GenBank genome assembly
AGAUAUAGCAUGUUUGAGAAGUUACAAGAAAGUAUAGAAGCCUCCCUCAAAACCCUCAAAGGGCAGGGGAAAAUCACCGACAUCAAUGUGGCAGCCACUGCCAAGGAAGUGCGUCGAGCACUCGUGGACGCUGACGUCAGUUAUAAAGUAGCUAAAGAUUUUACUGAUAAGGUCAAAGAUGAGGCCAUGGGUAAAGGCAUACUCACGGCAGUAUCCCCUAGCCAAAUGUUUGUCAAAAUUAUGAAUGACGCCCUCACCGAACUUAUGGGGGGAAGUCAACAAGAAAUCAAUACCUCAGGUUCCUUACCUAUCAUAUUGGUAGCGGGACUUCAAGGAUCAGGACGUUUAGCAGUGGAUGAGGUUAUGAUGAAGGAGAUAUCUCAAUUAAAAGAUGAGCUAAAACCUUCAGAGACUUUAUUUGUCGUGGAUUCCAUGACAGGCCAAGACGCAGUCAAUACUGCUAAGGCUUUUAAUGAUACCAUCAAUUUCGACGGAGUCGUCCUCACCAAAAUGGAUGGCGAUACCCGAGGUGGAGCCGCACUUUCUAUACGCUAUGUGGUUGAUAAGCCGAUAAAAUUUAUUUCUCAAGGGGAAAAAGAAGAUUCGUUAGAUAUUUUCUAUCCUGAACGUAUGGCGAACCGGAUUCUCGGAAUGGGAGAUAUCGUGUCUCUCGUAGAAAAGGCACAGGAAGUCUAUGAUGAGAAAAAAGCGAGGGAAUUAUCCAAGAAAAUCGCCAAA